CCAGCCCCUGGCGGGGGUGACUCGCCGGCCACCGGCCUCGGCCCUGCCGCGCUCCUGCCGAAUCUGCGAGGACGUCCGGUUCCGCAGAGUCGGGCCUGCCCGGGACGCCUCUCGAACCCCGGGACCGCGGGAAUGGAGCUGGCCCAAGCUGUGCGUCCCCAGGGCCUGGCCGCAGCUGGCUGCAGACACUGCCCCGGGCUGGCGGCAUUUCCAUCGUUUGGGAUGUUUGCCUGCUGGGAAGUGAAGGAGAUCACAGAGAGAGAGUGAGUAGCUAAUAAAGGGUGUGUGCAGCAUGGCUGUAACUGGUGUCAGACUACUCACUGGUGCUCUAAGAAAGCCGGAUGCCUGGACCAGACUCUGGGGUGCGCUUCAAGGGACAUCUUCACACAAACUCUGUGCUUCCUGGAAUCGAUACUUAUAUUUUUCUAGUACCAAGCUAAACACAUCAAAUUAUAAAACACUUUUCCGUACCAUUUUCCCUCUGCGGCUCCCAGGGCUUUCAGUAUCUCCAAAAUGUAUUUGUCCAUUUUCUGUACGACUCAAAAGCAAUAUAAGCUCCAAAAAGUCCACUAAAAAGACUCUGCAAAAAGAUGCAGAUGAAGAGGACUCUGACGAGGAGAUCCAUCACCCUGAGAGGAGUGAGCAGGAAGAAGAACUUGAGGAUGACCCCGGUGUGGUCAAGGACUACAAAGACCUGGAGAAAGUGGUACAGUCUUUCCGGUACGAUGUUGUCCUGAAGACGGGCCUUGAUAUUGGGAGAAACAAAGUGGAAGAUGCUUUCUACAAAGGCGAGCUCAGGCUGAACGGGGACAAGCUGUGGAAGAAGAGCAGAACGGUGAAGGUGGGAGACACCUUGGAUCUCCUCGUUGGAGAGAACAAAGAGACAGGGACUGAGGUGGUGAUGCGGGUUCUCCUGAAAAGCGUCUCUGAGGAGAAGACCGAAAGCGACAAGCACCGGGUGCUGUUGCGACGGUGGAAGAACUUGAAGCUGCCGAAGAAGACGACGACGGCAUCGUCGUCUAAAUAACCAUGGCUUCUCCACGGCUGCGCCCCCUUGUCGGGGCUGGCCUAAGGAGAGGACGUUUGUACUGAAAUAAAGUUCUCCUGUCCCUGUGGAA
Peromyscus californicus insignis is the source of this 1118-nucleotide messenger RNA. It is a transcript of the gene Mtres1, whose product is annotated as mitochondrial transcription rescue factor 1. The transcript has 5 exons. NCBI's taxonomy places the organism in Eukaryota, Metazoa, Chordata, Mammalia, Rodentia, Cricetidae. The coding region runs from base 293 to 1027 and encodes 244 amino acids. The record is from RefSeq and is a predicted model, not a curated record.